AUGUGGUCUAUUCCAAUAUUGGAGAUCGUGAUGGGCUUUGUGGCUCUUGCUGUAAUUGCAGUUUCCCACUGGAAGUACAAAUGGAGAAUCCAUUCCAGUAGGGGAAGGCUUCCUCCUGGUUCAAUGGGGUUUCCAUUCAUAGGAGAGACCAUUGAGUUCUUCAUCCCCACCAAGUCCAUCGACAUACCUCCUUUCCUCAAGAAGAGAACUAAAAGGUAUGGGACGUUGUUCAAAACGAACUUGGUGGGCCGACCGGCGGUGGUAUCAGCAGAUCCCGAGUUCAAUAGAUUCAUUCUUCGCGAAGAAGGGAAAUUGGUCGAGAUGUGGUACUUAGAUGCGUUUGCUAAGCUCCUAGGUCACGAUACUACUACCGGCUUAGAAGUUAAGACGAAUGCAACUGGGUACAUACACAAACACGUUACUAAUGUCGUCCGGAAUCACUUUGGUCCCGAGAGACUCAGAGAUGAGCUCCUUCCUCAAUUUCAAGCCAUAGUUGAGAAAGCCUUGGAUGCUUGGUCAACUCGAGAAUUCAUUGAGGUGAAACGUGAUUGUGCAGCGAUGGUGUUCAAUUUGACUGCAAAAUGUUUAUUUAGCUACGAUGCCGAGAGAUCAGGGGAAAAUCUAGCGGAGGACAUCCGCAGACUCUAUCAAGGUCUCAUGUCUCUCCCAAUAAACAUUCCCGGCACGACCUUUCACAAGAGUUCAAAGAGUCAAAAGAAGCUAAUGAACACCAUUGAGCGGGAGAUCGCUGAAAGAAUGGCGUCACCGGUAACACGCAAGAGAGACUUCCUUGACCAUCUCCUGGAGGACAUGAAAACUCAGACGCUUCUCACGCGUGACUUGGUUACCUACGUGAUGGUUGCGCUUAUGGUCGCUAGCCUCGAAACGGUAUCCACCGGUUUAGCCAUGACCAUCAAGCUCAUCUCAGAAAGCCCUCAAGUGGUUCAAGAACUAAUCAAGGAAAAUGAGGAAGCGCUUCGCAACCGAAGGAUUUCGGGAAGAAAAGAAAUUACGUGGGAAGAAUACAAAUCGAUGGCUUACACGACGCGAGUGAUCAAUGAAUCAUUCAGAUUGGCAAGCAUUUCGCCCGGCAUUGUUAGAAGAGCACUUAAAGACAUUCACUAUAAGGGAUACAUAAUCCCUAAAGAUUGGACAAUUAUCAUGGUUCAAACCGGGCUACAUCUAAACCCCGAAGCUUUUGUAGAUCCCCUAGACUUUAAUCCCUCGAGAUGGAAGCAAGAGGAUAUCGAAAAAGUGACAGCGAAUUAUUAUAUACCCUUUGGAGGGGGUGGGAGGCCAUGCGCUGGAGCUGAAUUUACCAAAGCUUUGUAUGCUGUAUUUCUCCAAGUUCUGGUGACAAAAUAUAGGUGGGUAAAGGUAAAGGGAGGAGAAGUUGUUCGGACUCCCGCGUUGGAGUUCCGAGGUGGUUUUCAUGUUAAGGUCUCUACGAUCCCGAAAUAA
This is a messenger RNA of Rhodamnia argentea, 1461 nucleotides long. Its product is annotated as cucurbitadienol 11-hydroxylase-like. The transcript is spliced from 9 exons. Gene Ontology annotation, biological process: sterol metabolic process. The coding region runs from base 1 to 1461 and encodes 486 amino acids. Lineage: Eukaryota; Viridiplantae; Streptophyta; Magnoliopsida; Myrtales; Myrtaceae. The record is from RefSeq and is a predicted model, not a curated record. Gene Ontology annotation, molecular function: monooxygenase activity; heme binding; oxidoreductase activity, acting on paired donors, with incorporation or reduction of molecular oxygen.